Molecule: messenger RNA, 534 nt
Organism: Aspergillus puulaauensis
Lineage: Eukaryota; Fungi; Ascomycota; Eurotiomycetes; Eurotiales; Aspergillaceae
Product: SND2/TMEM208 family protein
Exons: 2
Coding region: 1-534 (177 amino acids)
Biological process (GO): vacuolar protein processing
Cellular component (GO): intracellular membrane-bounded organelle
Source: RefSeq, a predicted model, not a curated record
AUGGCCCAAAAAGCGUCCAAAACCCUGGCAGCCCGGAACACCUCCGUCCUGCUCCGCACACACCUAAUAACCCUCGCCCUCCACGCCCUGCACCUAACCCUCCAUUUCACCUUCAACCGCCCGCGCGCCCUAAAGCCGUACUACCUGCUGGCGCUUCCAACGCUAGUCAUCGAAUUUUACCUAGACCGGAUCGGCCGCCCAACCUACUCCGCCGAUGGCGCCCUGCGCUCCCCCGGUGAGGAUCUCGGAGCUGCCGGGCUGACGGAGUUCAUGUGGGACAUCUUGUACUGGACGUGGGGAUGUAUCGGGGCGACUUGUGUCUUUGGGGGUCGGGCUUGGUGGUUGUGGAUUGUUGUUCCGCUGUAUUCGGUCUAUUUGGCGUAUUCGACUUUUACUGGGAUGAAGAGUGGGCUUUCUGGGUUUGGUGGUGGUGGUGGUGCUGGGGGAGAUGGGGAGGGAGCGGGGACGGGGGCGGAGAGCAAGAGGCAGAGAAAAAUGGAGAAGAGGGGUGGGCAGAGGAUGCAGUAUCGGUAA